UACGUCCAAAAAAGAGCGACUCUUCUCUUAAAAUGGUGGUCGUGAAAGUUACUCCAAUCGCCGUGAAAUAUUAUAAUCGUUGGUUUAUAGGAGAUAAAUGUGUUAAUGAAGCAAUUGCAAUCAAAUGGAACAGUGAAUAUGUUGAGAAUGAAGCAAAGACUCUAUCAUGUCUUCGUCAUGCAAGUGGAACUCUUGCCGAUUGUAUUUCACCAAAUGGUAGAGAUGAAUAUUCGACCCUUAAUUUAAUGAUUCAAGUUUUUGACGCGGUUAAAUAUAUCCAUGAUCAUGGUAUUGCCCAUUGCGAUAUCAAACCUGAAAACAUUUUACUUUCAUCAGAUCGUAAACGUUUAAUCCUAGCUGAUUUUGGUCAUUCUCGAUUAGAAUGUGAUGACCUUAUAAAGGAUCCUCAAUAUUUUCAGGCUAUAAAUGAAGACUCAAAAAUUAUGAAAGGAACGGUCGGAUUUUAUAGUCCAGAACGUGAUCCGCGUGAACACAUUCCGUUCAAAGGUUUCAAAAAGGCUGAUAUGUAUAGCCUGGGAGUAACUAUUUAUGUCGUGUAA
Molecule: messenger RNA, 560 nt
Organism: Racocetra fulgida
Lineage: Eukaryota; Fungi; Glomeromycota; Glomeromycetes; Diversisporales; Gigasporaceae
Source: the annotation of a GenBank genome assembly